AUGUAUUCUGAUAAUGCAACAAAUUUUGUAGGCCCGAAUCGUCAGUUAAAAGAACUAUACGAAUUAUUGCAAGGAGAUGAUCAUCAAAUUAAAACUACUGAAAUGUUAUCAACCCUAGGCGUUGAAUGGAGAUUUAUACCAUCGCGUUCGCCCCAUUUCGGGGGUUUGUGGGAAGCCGGAAUAAAAUCCAUGAAGUAUUUGUUGCGUCGCGUACUGGGCGAUGCUCACCUUACUUAUGAAGAGUUAUUAACUAUACUUACACGUGCCGAAGCCUGUCUAAAUAGUCGUCCCUUAACUCCUAUUUCAUCAGAUCCAAAUGAUUUGAUUCCUUCAGCUCCCAGCUACUUCCUUAUAGGAGAUUCUCUAAACGCUAUACCAGAAAUCGAUGAGACAUCGGUGCCAAUCAAUCGUCUAAAUAGAUGGCGUCGAGUAUCCCAAUACUCUCAAAACAUAUGGAAAUGA
This is a messenger RNA of Rhopalosiphum maidis (corn leaf aphid), 462 nucleotides long. RefSeq lists its product as uncharacterized. Gene Ontology annotation, molecular function: nucleic acid binding. The record is from RefSeq and is a predicted model, not a curated record. Lineage: Eukaryota; Metazoa; Arthropoda; Insecta; Hemiptera; Aphididae. The transcript has a single exon. Bases 1 to 462 code for a protein of 153 amino acids.